CUCCUUGGCGUAUUGCCGGAUCCUAACGUUAGCCACCCAGAAGUAUCACGUGAGCAUCAGAUUCAACAUCAGAUUCGACCUUGACAGCUUCAUCUCGAGGAAACAUGUACCAUUCACGUCCCCGUGGAACCCCAUAACCGACAAUUUGCCGUGAUCAAGCGCUCACUUCUCAAUUCGAGUGCCCGUUAGUCUAGAAUUAACCUCCUGCACAUCUCACACCGACUCAUACGACCGUUUGACCUGAUGAGCGGCCUGGGCCCCAAACGUUAAAGUUGCCAAAACCAUAACAACCACAUCCCCAACGGCUCUUAAACUUUCCCGCUCAGCAUUCCCGUGAUUGGGACACACUGGGGCGUCACGAUGAAGAAGAAUUUUGCGCCGAGCGCGCCGUAUUCGCGCAGAGCACCGAGCCCCCCAGCGCUGGAGGUGCGCUAUCCGCUGAUGAGGAGGAGGGCAGGCUCAGAGGCCCAAUUCGUGCUGGUGCCCUCGUACGAGAACGCCGAUGCGGGCCAACUCACAGCGGAGGACAUCAGUAUCAUCACUGGAAAUGAAACACGGCUCAUCGCAGAGAACAAAUCGGCAGAUUGGAGAUACGAAGAUCGGAGGAAAGCUCAGCGCGUACUCGAUUUUCUAUACGUUGGACCCGUCACGGCCAUACGAGAUCUCGAAUUCUUACAGAACGAGGGCAUCACCAUGAUCAUCAUAGUCCGUAACACUCGACUACCAUCACGCAGCUUGGAGAUGGCAUCACAGCAACUUGGCAUUGUUGGGGAAUACGUUGAAGUCAUGGGCACGCAGCAGCUCAUAAACAGCCUGCCCGACACGAUCAGCGCCAUAAAUCAGCAUCUACUUCACGUCUACCGCUCCCAAGCCCGUCAACGUACCUUGGAUGGCGAAAUGGUGGUGGACCCGUCAAACUUCAAGCGAGGAAAGGUACUCGUGACCUGUGAAUCCGGGAAUGAGCUGUCACCCGCCAUAGUCGCUGCGUACAUCAUGGCAGUGUACGGUAACAGCUUUGAGAGCGCCGUGCAAUUCAUCGGGGUGCAGAGAUUCUGCGUCAGCAUCGACGCUAGCUUGAAGCAAAUGCUGUGUACCUGGGGCGGAAUACUAAUCGCCAGGGCAAUGGUCUCCAGGGAUCGAGGUCCCGUAGGGAAUGGGGCGGAUGCCCGGCCGAUCAAGACAGCCAAGCGAGGCAUCCACGACACCAUCAGCCCCGAGGACCACGCACUGGACCAGGACAAAAGUCACAUGCAGGAUCGAGAAAGAUUCUGCGGCAGAGAAGCGUUCGCGCCGUUCCGCGACUUGGCCCCCGAAAGCUAAAGAAGAUGCGGAAGACUGCUCAGUAUACCUUUAGUGUCCAAAGUCAAACUGGAUCCAAGAAUAUUAAGUUCAUGGACGAGGACCCUGGAAUUGCCAUCUUGUAUAAAACGGUAGGCCGGCCU
Messenger RNA from Emericellopsis atlantica, 1442 nucleotides. RefSeq names its product protein-tyrosine phosphatase-like protein. Gene Ontology annotation, cellular component: cytoplasm; nucleoplasm. The transcript has a single exon. Gene Ontology annotation, molecular function: F-box domain binding; protein tyrosine/serine/threonine phosphatase activity. Bases 361 to 1320 code for a protein of 319 amino acids. The record is from RefSeq and is a predicted model, not a curated record. Lineage: Eukaryota; Fungi; Ascomycota; Sordariomycetes; Hypocreales; Bionectriaceae. Gene Ontology annotation, biological process: negative regulation of SCF-dependent proteasomal ubiquitin-dependent catabolic process; regulation of ERK1 and ERK2 cascade; protein dephosphorylation.